AAAAAAAACCCUAAAAAAAGAUCCCACAGACUUUUCAGCACUGUUGUGAUUAUUGAAAAAAACCAACCAACCAAAACAGUAGUUCCAGCUCACUGGGUUGACUCGGGUAGUUCUGUUGUUUAUUUUUCACCAAAAGGGUAAAAGGCAGUUGGUAUGUAUAUUGCAGAAUGGGCUGUACCAGAACCAGGAUGGCAGGAAUUUGAAUUUGUUUAGUACAUAUUAGAUUCUGGAACAUUAGAAACAUGUAACCAGAUGUUACAUUUUCAAACUGAAGAUGAUGCUGAAAAUUUAUCAAUACAAAAAAUUAAAAUGAAUAAAAGAGCUGCAAGUCCAGUGAUAGAUUUCGCGUCCAGUCCUAAAUCGUCUUCUCAACGUUUUACACCUAGUGAUAUUUUGAAAAUGCCUGCAACGUUUUCGAAAUUAAAUAUUGCAUCAUUGUUCUAACAAGAUCAUUCUUGUAAAACCACAAAUUUGUUUGAGAAGCCUUCAAAAGUGGGUGAUGGUGGUUCCUCAUUUAAAGAAAUGUCAAAUAAACAAUUUCAGUAUGCAAUUUUUAAAGAGUUGACAAAUGAAUUUACGCUGAUCAAGCAAAAUCAAAAAAAGAUUAUUGACCGCUUAGAUUUAUUAGAAAGCAAUUUUGUUAGUGUAAUGGGAGUAUCAAAUAACACAAUUGAAGCAGAUGUAAUUAUGAAGCCUAUUGACUCGUUGGAGAAGUUUGAUAAACAGGAAAAUACGUUAAACUUAAGUAAAGUAGCAAGGUUGCAGAAGAUUCGUCAGAUUAGAAGUGUGGGUGGACCAACUCCGCAGAGAACUAUUAAGAAAGUGCUAGAUUGUGUAUUAGAGCGCAGCGUGCAAAAUUGUUUCAGCAAAGAUGGGUUAAAAGGAAAGCGGAAAUUUCUAAGUGCAGCACUUUAUAAAUGUUUAAAGACUGCACUUAUAUCUGACAAAGGUGGUUUUGAAGGGAGCGAUAUUGGAAGACUUGUUGGUGAUUUGUUAAAACGGGCUGUACCAAAGUUACAAAAAGAAGAAAGUUGUCACGAUUCUUCAUUAAGUAUUGUAACAGAAGAAACUAGAAUGUUACAAUACUUAAUAAAGAAUCAUUUCUUUAUUAUUUAUUGUAACAAUACUUAAGGAAUGUUACAAUAAAUAAUAAAGAAAUGAAAAUGGAAUCGAUUUUUAUUUUUUUGGCUAAAUGUUUCCGUUUCUUUAAACCUCUCCCUAACUCCUUAUUUUUUCCAAAAAUACUUGAUUUGUAACCCGUUACUUAGUAACGGGUUAUAAAUAGUUAAACAGGUUACAAAUAGUUACUUACUAUAGUAAGGGGUUAAUAUACUAUGUA
Messenger RNA from Hydra vulgaris (swiftwater hydra), 1339 nucleotides. RefSeq lists its product as uncharacterized. NCBI's taxonomy places the organism in Eukaryota, Metazoa, Cnidaria, Hydrozoa, Anthoathecata, Hydridae. The record is from RefSeq and is a predicted model, not a curated record.